Molecule: messenger RNA, 6376 nt
Organism: Amblyraja radiata (thorny skate)
Lineage: Eukaryota; Metazoa; Chordata; Chondrichthyes; Rajiformes; Rajidae
Gene: fndc3a
Product: fibronectin type III domain containing 3A
Exons: 26
Coding region: 221-3796 (1191 amino acids)
Molecular function (GO): protein binding
Source: RefSeq, a predicted model, not a curated record
UGCCGGACGGCGCGUGCGCGUCGCAGACAAUUGAAGAUGGCGAUGGUUGCGGUGACGGUUGGGGCCGCCCGGAGCUCGCGAGCGCUGCCGUCCCGGAGAUGAGGCGGCGGCGGCAUCACCGAAACCGCGAGUCCAAACACAACCCCGCCGGGCCCUUGGGGGGGAGGGGGGUGGUGGUGGAGUGGGAAGAAGAAACUAGUCUGCGGCUACACUUCUCAUAAUGGCAGAAAAUCCACCACCACUUGACGCAACCUCGCGUCUCAAUGUUGAUUUGUCUCUUCUACCUCCUCUGGUGAAUGGAGAUGGGACGCAGGUUAUUUUGGUUCAAGUCAAUCCAGGUGAGACAUUUACCAUUAGAAGAGAGGAUGGACAACUUCAGUGCAUUACAGGUCCUGCUCAGGUUCCAAUGGUGUCCCCAAAUGGUUCAGUGCCUCCUAUUUAUGUGCCUCCAGGAUAUGUAUCACAGGUUAUUGAAGAAAAUGGUGUUCGAAGGGUGCUGGUGUUACCUCAACAGCCAGAAUUUCACCCUGGCAGUCAUCCACCAAUACAUCCACAUCCAUAUAUGCCUACAUUUCUUCAUCCACCUGUCCUACAACAUCAUCAGAUGUACUCUACAGGACCAGGUGAUGUUGCUACACAAUAUGUUCCACAACAUCAUCCUCCACAUUCGUAUGCAGAUCAAGAAUCUCAUCCCGCUCAUGGAAGGUCCAACUAUAUCCACAGAGAUGAAAGGACUAGCAAAGCAUAUGAUCGCUUACAAAAGAAACUGAAAGAAAGACAAGCUAAUGGGUCAAAAGACAAAAUUAGCAGCCCAUCAUCUUCUCCCCAUAAGUGCCAUUUUGUGUCUCUUACCAGUGAACAGAAUGAACAAGGUAUCCUUGAAAAAUGUAUAGGAAUAGAGAAGAAUAAACAGGAUGAUGAAAAAGAAGGUACACCUGAAAAAGAUGCAAAAAUGUCUGAUGAAGAUGCAGACAAAAAAGUUAUUGAAGCAGUGCUGUCCAGUGUUAGCAAACCAAUGGUAUCUGACAUCCAGGCACGAACAGUUGUUCUCACUUGGGCUACUCCUUCAGCCACAAUAAAAGAUGAUGCUGCUAGUGAUUUUUUAUCUGAACCCUACAGCUAUGAAGUUGCUAUUUCAAAUGGUGGGAAAGAUGAGAAGUUCAAAGUUGUCAAUGUAGGCAAGGACGAGGGUGUAACAUUACAGGAUCUAAAGCCGGCCACAGACUACCAUGCUAGGGUGCAAGCAGUGUGUAACCUUAUAAGAGGGGCCCCAUCGGAAUCGGAGAGUUUUAGAACAUUGUGCAGUGAACCAGAUACACCAAUGGCACCUAGAGUAAUAAACAGGACCAAACAUUCUCUCAGUCUACAGUGGAAGGUCACAUGUGAUAAUGGUUCCAAAAUCUCCAAUUAUAUUCUGGAAUGGGAUGAGGGUAAAGGAAGCAAUGAAUUUUCACACUGUUAUUCGGGGCCACAAAAACAAUUCAAAGUUACCAAAUUAUCACCAGCUGUCGCUUACAGGUUUAAGUUAGCAGCAAAAAAUGAACUUGGAAUGAGUGGCUUCAGUGAAGAAGUGGUAUUCUACACAUCUGGGAGUGUCCCUCCUACACCAGCAGCUCCGCAGCUCAUUAAAGCUGGAGUCACAUGGUUGUCAUUACAUUGGAGUAAGCCAUCAGGAACUCUGUCCGAUGAGGGCAUUUGUUAUAUUUUAGAAAUGGAAGAUGAAACCUCAGGAUAUGGGUUUAAACCAAAAUAUGAUGGAGAGGAUCUUGCAAGUACAUUAAAAAAUCUUAGAAGAAGCAGUACGUAUAAAUUUAAGGUUAUUGCGUACAAUUCAGAAGGGAAGAGCAACCCUAGUGAAGUCGCAGAGUUUACCACUCAUCCAGACAAUCCCGGAUUGCCAAGUAAACCUUUGGUGAAGGGGAAAAUACAUGCUCACAAUUUUAAAAUAACAUGGGAACCACCCAAGGAUAAUGGAGGAUCAGCAAUUACAAAGUAUGUUGUUGAAAUGUCAGAAGGUGUAAAUGGAAACGAGUGGGACAUCGUUUACAGUGGAUCUGCCAGAGAACAUGUUUGCGACCACCUAAAUCCUGGCUCCACAUAUCAGUUGCGUGUUUACUGCAUCAGUAAAGGAGGGCAGAGUCUGGUUUCUGAAACAUUACAAGUACAGACGCCAGCAGUUCCUCCGGGACCAUGCCAACCACCUAGACUUGUGGGUAAACCUCGAGCAAGAGAAUUACAGUUACGUUGGGGCCAACCUCCUGUGAUCGGUGGAUCCCAAGUAAUAUGUUUUAAGCUAGAAAUGCCUGCAUCGGACCUGAAUGAUCCCAAGGAAGUAUACCAAGGAUCUGACACAGAAUGUACAAUCAGCAACCUGCUUCCAGGAAGGAUGUACAGUUUUCGACUUCGGGCUGCAAACAAAGCUGGCUAUGGACCUUUCUCAGAAAAAUGUGAGAUAUGUACAGCAGCAGGAUGUCCUGAUCAAUGCAAAGCUCCACAUGUUACGUGUAAAACAGCCACGUGUGUGCAUGUUAGCUGGACUGUACCAGCUGAUAAUGGUGCUGAAGUGACAGAGUAUCGACUGGAAUGGGGAGUAGUGGAAGGUGUCAUGCAAAUAUGUUACUGUGGACCUGGUCUCGGUUACGAAGUAAAAGGACUUUCGCCAGCCACUACCUAUUUCUGUAGAGUUCAGGCAUUGAAUAUUGCCGGUGCAGGUCCUUUCAGCGAUGUGGUUUUGUAUAUGACUCCAGCAUCUGUUCCGGCUGCUGUGGGUUUCCUUCAAGUUAUGGAUGACGAUCAGCUGGAUGUGCCACUUGAAUCCCAGUCAACUUGUCUUGCCAUUGAGUGGGAAGAACCUUGUGAUCAUGGUUCUGAAAUAACAAGCUACAGUAUUGACUUUGGUGAAAGGCAACCAAUCAUUGUGGACAGAUCCACUAGCUAUGUCAUACAAAAUCUGCAACCAGAUACCACUUACAGGCUGCGAGUACAAGCUAUAAACAGCAUUGGAACUGGUCCUUUCAGCCACACUAUUAAAGCAAAAACAAAACCACUGCCCCCAGAACCACCUCGGAUAGAAUGUGUGGCCUCCACUCAUCAGAUUCUGAAACUCAAAUGGGGAGAGGGUACUGCAAAAACCUUGGCAUCAGAUGCCAUACAGUAUGUCUUGCAAAUGGAAGAUAAGAACGGAAGAUAUUCAACGCUAUACAAGGGACCAUGUCACACAUAUAAAGUUCAGAGGCUCAGUGAGUCCACAUACUACAGAUUUAAAAUCCAGGCAUGUAAUGAAGCAGGUGAAGGACCAUUUUCUGAAGUUUACACUUUCAUGACCACCAUAUCUCCCCCAUCUCCUCUUAAAGCUCCAAGAUUAGAGCAACUAAAGGAAAAUGUUUGUGAUCUCAACUGGGAACCCUUGCCAGCAAUGAAGGGGGAUCCAAUUGUUUACAGCGUUCAAGCCAUGGUUGGCAAAGACUCUGAAUUCAAGCAGGUAUAUAAGGGUCCAGAAACAACCUUCCAAAUUUCAAACCUCCAGUUAAACUGUGAAUAUCGUUUUCGAGUGUGUGCCAUUCGCCAGUGCCAAGGCACUCAAGGGUUUCAUGAUCUGGUGGGCCCUUACAGUGCUACUGUAACAUUAUAUUCUCAGAGAAAUGAAACACCAACCAGCAACAGCAAAGACACUACAGAAGCCACAAAGACAGCACAGACAUUAAGUGAUGAGCAGUGUGCUGCCCUUAUCCUUGCAUUGUUUGCCGUAGUCUCUGUUUUGAUUGCUUUCAUUGUUCAAUACUUUGUCAUCAAGUGAAAAGUUCUUAGUAUUUCAGUGUCUCUCUGCCAUGUAUUACUUGUGUUGUAAUAUCGAAUUAUUGAUGUUAAUUAUGCUUUUAAACUGAUGAUGGUAUCCAAUCUUGCAUAGAGACUCUUUGCCAGUAUCGCGACCAUUGUCGCUCCCUUAAAUCUUGCUUGUUAACAAAAAUCUGGCAGUGUAGAAAUAGUGUUCCAUCAGAGAUGUGUUGGAAGUAGCAACAGUCUUAUACAAGAAGUGACAACUGGUUAAAUCCAGUACCAUUUUGCAUAGGACCGCUUUAAGCUGCUUCUGAAUGUUGACGUGGCAUGUUUGGAGUUAGCGUUUUUAAACUUUCGAUAAGGGAUCAUGUGAAAAUGCUCAGAUGAAUGGAAGAGAAAUUUGAUGUUCUUUAGUGCAGUCUGCUAAAUAUGUUACAGGAACAAAAAUUGGGUGUGUUAAAUUUUGUGAAGUUAGAUAAAGUUUAUAACAGUUGCAAGAAAAACAGUGAGCCCAAACUGUGAAACUUUGAAUCUUUGGCAGUUGUGCAAUUCCUGCCUUUUUGCAAAUGUAGCUGAAAAAAAUGAAGGGGGACCUUCUGGACUAAAUUGCCAGUAAUACAAGAAACUUGUGAUUGUGUGGAUAAAAGCUACUCCAUGUGUGAUACGGUUAAAUAUUUCAGUAUUAAGGUCUUUGUAUCACCAAGACAAACUAAAAGUAUCAUGUUUUACAAAGGUGGGUAAUUCCUGCUCUACUGUCCUACACACACAUACACACACAAGUUAUAAUGGAUCUUUAUAUUUACUGUUUCACAUAUUACAUCUUUGGCAUUUUUUAAUUUUAGCAUUUUUUAGCAAAGAAAUGCUUUGCAAUUGAAAAUUAUUUAAAAAUUCAUCUUAAAUCCAUAUUAAAAUUAACAAUUCCAUACAGGGAUUGCCUAUUCGAGACAAAAAUCCAAACCAUAAAUGAGAGUUCCUGCCAAACUAAAAAUAAACACUAAUAGCACCAAGUAUCACUAAAACAACACUACAACAAAACAACACAGAAAAUAUUGGCUGCAUUGCAGAGAUAAUAUAUUUCAGAAGGUUGCAUAUCAGCCAUGUUGUAGUUUGCAACUAUUGUAUCCAGUGGCGGACUUGGUCUAAAAAUAUUGGUUGCCAGGAGACAAAGGGGGGCCACCCACAACUACAAUGCUAUCAUUUAACAGGGGCCCACUUGCCAUCACUUGCUAUCACUUCAUCAGGGGCCCACUUGCCAUCGGGCAAGCUGACACCCUGGCCAGUCCGCCACUGAUUGUAUCAUAUAUAUCAUCUGGAACUAUGCCCUAUGCCCGAAUGGAAGGCCAGUUGUUAUUGGUCUGAUAGUUCAAUUAAACUUCCUAGCACCUUAAAUGCUGUCUCCAUAAUUGCACAUAAUCGGAAUAGAUUCUGUUGAUAAAGAAAUUGAUUUGUUAGAGUAUUACAUGUCCUUCAAUUAAUAUUAUUUUAUUCAUAUACCGUGCAAUUAAUUCUAAUUUUUUUGGUUAGUCUCUUAUUUAUUCUAAAAAUAGAUAUAAAGUCCUAGGUUAUUAACAUUCAGUAGUGUGCGCUACCAGUUAUGUUGUGCUGCAAAUCACUUUGUUUUAUGUGUCACUUUAUUUGAAGGAGGGAAGGGGUAUAUGAAAGUUUGAUAUAUACGCGCAAAUCCUGUACAAAGUGAACUUUCUGCAUUGUCAGGUACGUUUACAUUUCCCUUUUACUUUUUAAGUUGAGUUGUGUUGCACUUCAAUGUUAGCAAGUGUUACCCAAAGAAAGUAUACUGUGCAUCUCAAAUGCUGAGUUUCAUGUCUGAUCCUUUCCUUUGAUCACCAACUGCUGAAAUCUUUAUGCAUUUUUUUUAAAGCCGCUAGCAAAUCAGAAGCAUCAUUUAUCUUUCCAGGUUUUCCUUAGCUUUAUUUUAACCCAAUCAGAAAUCAAACACACUUAAUAUGUCCCUCUAAAACUGCAGCUUUAAUUACAUUUCAUAUACAUUGGUUAAAUCAUCUGGCUCGGUGGGAUUUUUUUCCCUAUUUCCACAAUGGUAGCUUUUUCUAUUGUGACACUGGCAUCUUCGGUAAAAAAAAACACACAAGUUUUGGCCAGAAUCUGUAAGAUUCCGUUGUUUAGUGGAUUUCUGAUGGCUCUCUUUCAUGACAAUGUGGGCUCAAUUUUCAAACAUUCUGCUAAAUUUCUUGUUGAAAUUUCUUGUUGAAAAGCUGGAAGAGUUUAUUUUGACAGUCAAAUUUAAAUCCAUUCCUAUUUUUGAUAGUUGCAUAUGAUCAGUCAUUUAUAAAUGUAAUUGUAUUUUCCAUACUCUCAUUGCCAUUUCCUGUAUUGGGGGGCAGUGUUUUUAGAUGUAACUAAGCUUCACAGUUACCUCAUUGAUUGUACAUUCCAAAAACUAUGGAAACUUUUGGAACCGUUCCAAAUAUACAGCAUAUCACUUGUAUUAUGUCCGAUUUAGUACUGAUGAUGUAAAGCUGCCAUAACAUGUAUAAACUCUGAAAUAUGUAUCUAAAUCCAAAUUGUAAAACAGCAGGUAAUACAUAAAACAAAAUUCAUGCACAAUAAAUAAUGUAUGAUU